Acanthosepion pharaonis is the source of this 807-nucleotide messenger RNA. The record is from the annotation of a GenBank genome assembly. Lineage: Eukaryota; Metazoa; Mollusca; Cephalopoda; Sepiida; Sepiidae.
AUGUUCUCACUUUCGCCUCUGUCGUUUCCGAAUAACAAAAAACAAAACCCAAUUUACGUCAUUAAUCGAUUCUUUUAUUACCCCUUGUGUUUCCUCUUCAUUCUCUCUUUCUUUCUCCAUUGCCUCCCCCCUCAUUUUCUUACGAACUUUUCUUUUUCUUCUUUAUCUAACACUUCUCUUCUUCUUCCUUCCUCAUACUCCUACUCUCUUUCUUUUUUCUUCUUUUCUCUCUCCCCUUCAUUGGGUCCUAUUUUGAGCUUUCAUUUUUUUUUCAAAUCUAUUUCCUUUGCUUUCUUUCUUUCUUUUUUCUUUUUUUCUUUCUUUCUUUCUUAUAACGAGUUUUUUUUCUUUCCUUUUUAUUUUCUUUUCUUACUUUUUUUCUUCUUCCUUCUCUUUUAUUACAUCAUUUUAACUUUUUUUUUUUCUUUCUUUCCUUAUUAUUUCUUUUCUUUUAAGGAUUUUCUUAAUUUUCUUUCUUUCUUUUUUUUUUUUCAUUUUUUCUUUCUUUUCCUUUCUUUCCAUUUUUCUUUAUUUUUCUUUUUCUUUCUUAUACUUUUCUUUCUUUUUCAUUUUAUUUUCUUUUUUCUUCUUUUCUUUUUCCAUUUUUUUUUCUUUCUUUCUCCUUUCCUUCCAUUCUUUCUUUCUUUCUUUCUUUCUUAUACUAUAGGAUCACCAAAUUAUUCUAUUUUCUUUCUUUCUUUCUUUCUUUCUUUCUUUCUUUCUUUCUUAUACUAUAGGAUCACUAAAUCAUUCUAUUUUCUUUCUUUCUUUCUUUCUUUCUUUUUCUGUCGUUCUAAUCUUUCUUGA